Messenger RNA from Penicillium antarcticum, 1644 nucleotides. RefSeq names its product sugar porter family MFS transporter. Lineage: Eukaryota; Fungi; Ascomycota; Eurotiomycetes; Eurotiales; Aspergillaceae. Gene Ontology annotation, biological process: transmembrane transport; carbohydrate transport. The record is from RefSeq and is a predicted model, not a curated record. Gene Ontology annotation, molecular function: carbohydrate:proton symporter activity. The transcript is spliced from 4 exons. Gene Ontology annotation, cellular component: membrane. The coding region runs from base 1 to 1644 and encodes 547 amino acids.
AUGUCCAACUACAUGGGCACCGUUGACCUGAGCCUCAUUGAGGCUCCGGUUACCUGGCGUGCUUACCUGGUCUGUGGCUUUGCCAGCUUCGGAGGACUUCUUUAUGGCUAUGACUCAGGCUACAUCAGUGGUGUCCUUGGCAUGGAUUAUGUCAAAGAGCACUUCGGCCACCCCGUUCCCAAGAGUGAUGAUGCCCCUACUGGCUUUGAGAUUGCCACUUCGCGCAAGUCUCUCAUUACCUCCAUCCUGUCUGCUGGUACUUUCUUGGGUGCAAUAUUUGGUGGUGCCGUGGCGGAAAUGAUUGGUCGCCGUCUGGCCAUCAUGCUUUCCUGCCUUAUCUUCUCCGUCGGAGUUGCUGUUCAGGUUGGCACCACCUCUGUUGGUGGUCUUGUUGCCGGUCGUCUGGUUGCUGGUCUUGGAGUCGGCGGGGUCUCUUCUGUUGUCAUUCUCUAUGUCUCUGAGAUCAGUCCCCGUCGUGUUCGUGGCUUGCUUGUUUCGAUGUAUCAGUGGGCAAUUACUAUCGGUUUGCUCGUGGCCUCGGGCGUUGACCAAGGUUGUAAGAAUCGGACUGAUUCGACGUCUUAUCGAAUUCCCAUUGCUCUACAGUUCAUUUGGGCCGUCAUUCUUGCCGCUGGUCUCUUCUUCUUACCUGAGUCCCCUCGUUACUAUGUUCGCUGUAGUCGGACCAACGACGCUCUGCGCUCUCUUUCUCGAGUUCGUGGCCAGUCUCCCACUCACCCAGCUAUCCAGGCCGAGCUCGCUGAAAUCCAGGCAAACUAUGAUUACGAAAAGAGAAUUUCCAGCACCUCCUGGGCUGAUUGCUUCAAAGGUGGCAUGUCGCCCCGUGGUAAUCUUCGUCGCGUUAUUGCCGGCACUGCCUUGCAGAUGUUCCAACAGUGGACCGGAAUCAACUUCAUUUUCUACUACGGAACCACCUUCUUCCAGCAGGUCGGCUUGCAGAACCCUUUCCUGAUUUCCACCAUCACAAACGUUGUCAAUGUUGUCACCACCCCCGCCUCGUUUUACAUGAUUGAGAAGUUCGGACGCCGUACUCUGCUGAUCUGGGGUGCCGUCAUCAUGUGCCUUUGCGAGUUCAUCAUCGCAAUCGUUGGUGUUGCCUAUCCUGACGGACAUGCAGCAAACACCUGUCUGAUUGUGUUUGUCUGCUUCUACAUUGCCGCGUUUGCAACCACCUGGGGCCCUGCAGCUUGGGUCGUCAUCGGCGAAAUCUAUCCUCUUCCCAUCCGAGCCAAGGGUGUUGCCCUCGCUACAGCUUCGAACUGGUUGUGGAACUGUGUCAUUGCCGUCAUCACUCCCUACUUGGUCGACAAGGAAUACGGCAAUUUGAAGUCAAAGGUCUUCUUUGUCUGGGGCAGCGCACUUUUCCUCUGUCUUUUGUUCGCCUUCUUCGUUAUUCCUGAGACCAAAGGCCUCACUCUGGAGCAGGUUGACAAAAUGCUGGAAGAGACUACUCCUCGUGGCAGCGCCAAGUGGCGCCCCACGGAUACCUUUGCUCACGAGAUGGCCAUCGCAGAGUACGGUCACGCCCGCAUGGGCGAGCAGAAGUCCACUGCCCUCCACUCUGACCAGACAGUUCACGAGGGAAUUGUGGAGAUUGGCGACCACCGUCCCAACAAUCUCUGA